ACAUAUAGUAUAUAGGUACAAGGUACUCAUUUAAAAUUAAUUCAACAUGCACUAUGCAGUGUUAAGUACCCUGAAAUCUAUGCAUAUAUAAUACAAACAGAAGAAAAGAAAAAAAUUACGUUAAAAAUAUGGAUUUAAUCGCCACCAAUAUGAUGACAUACCUAUUAUCUAUAUAGACUAUUGUUGCUUCUUUGUUUUAUAAAAAUUAAAUACAACUAUCUUUAGAUAUAAAUAAUCGUGGAUUUUACUUUUAAUGUGUAUACAUAUUAUCGUAUUCAUUGUUGCGCUCGUAGUUUCACACGUCACCUAGUUACCUCACAAUUUCGUUUUUUCGAUAACACACUAUCCCGGCGAAACGCUUAUCUUGUAUUCAUUCAAUAUAUUUAAUAGUCUUAAAUCAGUUAGUCGAUAUUAUAGAUAGUAUCAAUGGACAACAACAUAAAUGGAGAUGGCGAGGACAACGGAAACGAUCUUCUUGCCGAAGAGUUGGCGAAACUCCAACGACAGUAUAUGCUCAUGGAAAGCAACAAAAAAGCGUAUACCGAAGAAAUGGGUAGUUAUUUAGCUAAACAGAAAAAAAUUAUCAGCAGUUUGGAACAAGAGAAGGUAAAUCUAGUAGAGCACGUGAGUAUGGAUAAAAAUAAACGAAAGGAAAUCAACGAUUUACGUUUAAAAGAAUGUUUGGUUGAAAAAUGGAACGAAUACUUGAGUGUCAAAGAUGAACUGACAGACCAAAAAAAAUGUCACGACGACAUCGAAAAGGAAAUAUUAAAAAUACAAAACGAACUCGACCUAAUAUUUAGACAGAGAGAAUCCUCGGCUGGCAAAUUAAAAAAUAAAGUUGAAUACGAUUUACAAAGACACGAAGAACUAUUAGAGAACAAAUUGCACGUUAAAACCGUUAAGUUCAAUAAGGUUUUGACGGAGAACGCCCGUUUGAGAAACGAAAUCAACAAUUUGCUCGUACAGCGGUCACAGUUCAAUGAAGCGUACAAGGCUCUGACAGCGCGUUUGGACGAUAGUAAGCAGAUAAUGAUGGACCUAAUUGAACAGGCAACGACAGCGUACGAACAGAGAGAAGACGCUCAAAACCGGUUGAUCAACAUGAGUGAUGAAGAUAAACAACAGAUCGCUCUGCAUAAGGCCGAAGUCAAGGAGCUACAGCGACAAUACGAUCGCGAUUUAAAACUUCAAGAUUUCUUGUCUAUUAAAGGACAACAUCGCGUACUCAUGGAUUUUGAACGCAAAGAAGAAGAAAAGAAACAAAACGAAUUAGGCAACCGAAAGGAACAAGCGGAGAAAUGGGUAGACUUGAUGGGGUGGCUGCAAAUGUACGUGGGCGAGAGCAACAUCGAUAGGAUCGUAGAUCUGUUCGUCAGGCAGGAGGAGGAGAAUUUCGCGUUGUUCACGUACAUCAACGAGCUAAACAGCGAGGUGGACGACUUACAGAAAGAAGUUGUGGUACUGAGGAACCGAGUGCAAGAGCAGCGGGCCAUUAACGAGUCAAGAGCGUCAAAACAAGAGGAAAACAUGAACGGACUGAGGGCGCACUUACAGCAGCUUGUUGACGACGCGAAUCAAGAAAAUGAUCGAAUAAAAACCGUACACACCGAGUUGACUGAGCUCUUGGAAUCCGUUGAGAAACUCUUUUUGUCCAUCAACUGUAACCUUUCUCCGAUGUAUAAAAUACUCGGUGAGACUCGUAGGAGGUUAAUUAUAGCCUAUAGAUGCUAUAAUAACAUAACACGAGACGACAUUCGGGCAAACGUGUAUAACAUGACUUUCUACGUUGAUCUGAUAGAAACAAAAGUAUCAGAUGUUGUCAAAAACCUAAAAAAUAUGGAGUCGAUGUAACAUUUAUUAUAGCUUAUAAGUUCUAUUAUAAUUUAUAACCAAAUAUCCGAAUUAUCACAUCGGAAGUAGAUAUUAACCAUUAAUUUAUAUUGUAGAGUAUAGAC
Molecule: messenger RNA, 1958 nt
Organism: Rhopalosiphum maidis (corn leaf aphid)
Lineage: Eukaryota; Metazoa; Arthropoda; Insecta; Hemiptera; Aphididae
Product: coiled-coil domain-containing protein 63-like
Exons: 7
Coding region: 427-1854 (475 amino acids)
Source: RefSeq, a predicted model, not a curated record